Molecule: messenger RNA, 1019 nt
Organism: Nicotiana attenuata
Lineage: Eukaryota; Viridiplantae; Streptophyta; Magnoliopsida; Solanales; Solanaceae
Product: protein SQS1-like
Exons: 1
Coding region: 114-854 (246 amino acids)
Source: RefSeq, a predicted model, not a curated record
ACCUCUAUCAAUUUCCUUAAUUUGCGCAUAACCUUAGUUUCUUACUAUCCUUGGCCUCCUCCCUUCCUUCGAAAGGAAAGCCAAGACAGGAAAAAAUAAAAAUAACUAAACAAAUGAAGUACCAAAGCUUAUUACAAAGCGUAGCCAGAUUUUUGGCAUCUAAGCCUAUCAAGAUAUUCACUCAACUACUAGUUUCAGUUUCUUUAUUUUCAUUCCUAUUUUCCUAUUCAUCGUCUUACUUCUCCUUCCUCACCCAUUCAUUAAAAUUCUCAUAUUCUGCAUUUCCUUUCCAACUUGUAAGCCAUGUCACGGACAAAAACUACGUGUUUUUGAUAUGCAAUGGAAUAUUCUUGGUGCUCCUUGCUAAGACUUCGAGCGAGGAGAAGGAGGAAGAAGAAGAAGAAGAAAAUGGAUUCUUGAACGAGUUGCAAUUAGAAGCCGAAACUCUAUGUAAUACAUCAAAUGAACACGUAAUACAUGAAGAUAAGAAAGUGAUGAUACAACUCAGUAAGUCUCUAAACGUUGAAAACUCAAAUUCGGCAGUACUCGUGGAAUAUAAUAAGAAAGAGGCAACAUCAAAGGAAGAAGGUGGUUUUGGAGACGAAGAAUGUUGUAGAACUUACAACAUAGUAGAGGCAGAUUAUAAUAAUUAUGAAGAAAAAAAUGAAAUGGAGUCUCAUGAGAAUGGAUUUUUAAUGGAAGACGUAGAAGUAGUAGAAGAAGAAGAAGAAAAUGAUGAGCCAUUGAGUAAGUUGAGCACGGAGGAACUGAACAAGAAAUUUGAAGAAUUCAUAAGAAGAAUGAAGGAAGAAAUUAGGAUUGAAGCUCGACAACAAUUAAUCCUCGUAAAGUAAUUAUUCACCUUCUAUAUGUUGAUAUAUAUCGGUUUUAAUGUACAUGUUGAGUUGUCUUGCUCAUGUCCUAUAUAAUUAGGUAGAGGUGUAAUUGUAUUAAUUAUAUGUAUGUUAAUGUAUAAAACUAUGUCUAUAGUUUAUGUAAUGGAAUUCUAGUUUCUUCCA